Messenger RNA from Penicillium oxalicum, 1716 nucleotides. RefSeq names its product coronin. The record is from RefSeq and is a predicted model, not a curated record. Gene Ontology annotation, molecular function: actin filament binding. The coding region runs from base 1 to 1716 and encodes 571 amino acids. Gene Ontology annotation, biological process: actin filament organization. The transcript has 9 exons. NCBI's taxonomy places the organism in Eukaryota, Fungi, Ascomycota, Eurotiomycetes, Eurotiales, Aspergillaceae.
AUGUCAGGCCGGUUUGUGCGUUCUUCCAAGUAUCGCCACGUCUUCGGACGUUCGACUCGCAAAGAGCAAUGCUACGAUAACCUUCGCGUGUCGCGCAAUGCUUGGGAUACCAACCUACUCAAGGUCAACCCCAAGCACCUCGCUGUCAAUUGGGAAGCUGGAGGUGGCGGUGCCUUUGCUGUUAUUCCUCUCGAGGAACGCGGAAAGCUUCCUGAACGCAUCCCUCUCUUCCGCGGCCACACAGCAGUUGUGCUAGACACUGAUUGGAAUCCUUUUGACGACGAUUUGAUUGCAUCUGGCUCUGACGACGGAAAGGUUUUCCUCUGGCGGGUCCCAGAAAACUUCACUGUUCGUCCGGAUUGCGAAGCAGACGAUAUUCAGGAUAUUGCACCGGUUGGAAAACUCAGUGGCCACCCCAAUCACAAAAUCUGGGACAUUGAGGCCGGUGCUGCCAAGCUCACCCUGAACGUGGGUGAUAUUGUCCAGUCCCAGUCAUGGAGUGCCAACGGCUCUCUGCUGGUGACCACCUCUCGCGACAAGAAAUUGCGUAUCUGGGAUGUGCGCCAGGAACGGCCCGCUCAUGAGACCAACGGCCACUCUGGAGCGAAGAACAGCCGAACCGUCUGGCUGGGCGAGCGUGACCGAAUUGCGACCACUGGUUUCUCCAAGAUGAGCGACCGUCAGCUUGCGCUCUGGGACAUUCGCGCAGUUCGCGAGCCAAUCAAUGGUUUCAAGACCCUGGACUCAAUCUCCGGUGUCUGUAUGCCGUUCUGGGAUGACGGCACUAGCUGCCUAUACCUAGCGGGACGAGGUGACGGAAACAUCCGCUACUUUGAGCUGGAAAACGACAAGUUCGAGUUCCUGUCCGAGUACAAGUCCGCCGAUCCCCAGCGUGGUAUCGCGUUCAUGCCCAAGCGCGGCGUUAACAUGCACGAGAACGAGGUGACCCGCGUCUUCAAGACCGUCAACGACAGCUAUGUGGAGCCCAUCUCCUUCAUCGUCCCUCGACGAUCGGAGAACUUCCAGGACGACAUUUACCCACCCACCUUUGGUCUGACCCCCGCCAUGACUCCCUCCGAGUGGUUCGCCGGCAAGGAGGCCAUUCCUCCUAAGAUCUCCAUGGCUAGCCUUUUCGACGGCGAAGGCCUCAAGGAAAUCUCAGGGAUUGAAGAGAAGCCUACCGGCUCUAUGAGCGCACCCGCACCCAAGCCGGCUGAGCCUGCGCCCGUCGCUGCCAAGCCCGCUGCCACAGCUACCCCGGAGCCUGUCCCUGCGCCCUCCCCGGUGGCCCGUCCGGCUCCAUCAAUGAAGGAGCAAGGUGCGUCCAUGGCCGCCAUGGUCAACAAAUUUGCGGACGAUGAAGAUGUGGAGGAGCAUACCGACGAAGAUUCUUCUUUCGACGAGAUUAAGAAGCCCGUGGAGCCUUCGGCUCGCUCUCCGGUUACUGAAUCUGCUCCUGUCCGGGUCAGCACUCCGCCUAGUGCCGUGCAGGCGAAGGAGGCCGAGCCCCAGGUCAAAUCUCCGGCCCCCGUCUCUACUACCGCGACCAACCCCUCAUCUUCUGGCGACUCAAGUGUGCCGGUCAGCACCGUUCACAAAGAGAUUGAGGCCAUCAAGGACUUGAUUGCUCAACAGACCAAGAUCAUUGCCGAUCAGGCCUCUCAGAUGCAGAGGCUGACAUCCGAAGUCGAGGCACUGAAGAGCAAGCUGAACUAA